AUGUAUCUAGAGCACCAUAUGCUACUUGUGGAACUUGUUUCUGAUGCAUCUCAAUCUGCAGCUUUGGUAGUUCUGCGUCUGAUUAGCUCUGCACGGGUGAUCUCCAAACUCGACGCUCAGUAUACUGAGUACUCAGCUCAGUAUUUGGUGGAUAACGUUGGGAAGGAAGAAGUGGAGGGAGAAAUGGAUCAAGAAAGCUGUCAGUACACUAUGGAAAACAUACUUCGGUACUUGGUUGAAAACGUUUGGACCAAGAAGGACGAUAGGCAGGAAGAAUUGGAUCGACGCCAUGACCUCACUGUGAAAGAAUGCCUUGAGUUUGCUUUUAAAAAAGGGCUACCGAGAGGAGAACACUGGGCUCAUUUGGGAUGUGUGUCCAAGUUUCCCCCAUUUGCUUGUCAGAUACCUCGCGUUCCCAUGAAAGAAGAAGUGAUUGAGGCUACAAAUUGGGAUGAAGCAUUUGAGCUGUUGAAGCAACAACCGAUGGGAGCAAGACUACAUGUGUUCAGUCCAGAGUUUUAUCGUGUUCGAGAGGGAUUUUACGAGGGGCCUUCAGGUAAUGGAACACGGUAUGUUGGGCUUAGAGAUGUGAUAGUAGUUGAAGUGGAGAGGAUCGAGGGAGAGAUUGUCGUGACUGUUCAGAUAUUCUACAAGAAGAAGACCUCAUUUGUCAAAGUUGUUAUGAGAAGUAUGUUACUCCCGCUUAAUGGUGUAGACGAGUCUCAGGUCACGGAGCCAACCACACUGCUUGUUGACUUCUGUAUCCCACGUUUAUCUAUCAACUAA
Molecule: messenger RNA, 786 nt
Organism: Camelina sativa (false flax)
Lineage: Eukaryota; Viridiplantae; Streptophyta; Magnoliopsida; Brassicales; Brassicaceae
Source: RefSeq, a predicted model, not a curated record